Messenger RNA from Mangifera indica (mango), 1572 nucleotides. RefSeq names its product malate dehydrogenase, glyoxysomal. The record is from RefSeq and is a predicted model, not a curated record. The coding region runs from base 175 to 1245 and encodes 356 amino acids. Gene Ontology annotation, cellular component: cytoplasm; chloroplast. Lineage: Eukaryota; Viridiplantae; Streptophyta; Magnoliopsida; Sapindales; Anacardiaceae. The transcript has 9 exons. Gene Ontology annotation, molecular function: L-malate dehydrogenase (NAD+) activity. Gene Ontology annotation, biological process: malate metabolic process; tricarboxylic acid cycle.
GUGGUGGAUAAGAUCAGUUUGUCAAUCAACGGUCCUCUUCACAAUUUUUUAGAUUUAAUUCCGGCCCUCAACCAAAUUUUUAUAAAGUCACAUAAAGUUCCCAAUUUCUAAGCUUCCAGAUACUAGGAAAAUCCACAGCUAUACAAAUUUCUUAAUAACUUCGAAUACGAAGCGAUGCAGUCCACUUCACAAGUCAACCAACGGAUUGCUAGACUCGCAGCUCAUCUUAAUUCUCCUAAUCUUCAGGUGGAGGAGACUUCCGGUUUGAUGAGGGAGAAUUGCAGGGCAAAAGGUGGAUCACCAGGAUUCAAAGUGGCGAUAUUAGGAGCAGCUGGAGGAAUUGGACAACCUCUCGCAAUGUUAAUGAAGAUGAAUCCGUUGGUUUCAGUUCUUCAUUUAUAUGAUGUGGUCAACACUCCCGGCGUUACUGCUGAUAUCAGCCACAUGGACACUGGCGCUGUUGUGCGGGGAUUUUUGGGGCAACAACAAUUGGAGGAUGCCCUUACAGGCAUGGACCUUGUGAUCAUUCCGGCUAGUGUUCCUAGGAAACCUGGAAUGACUAGGGAUGAUUUGUUCAAUGUUAAUGCCGGAAUUGUUAAGACACUCUGUGAAGGAAUAGCAAAAUGCUGCCCAAAAGCUAUUGUCAGCUUGAUUAGUAAUCCUGUUAAUUCUAUAGUUCCAAUUGCGGCUGAGGUUUUCAAGAAAGCUGGCACAUACGAUCCAAACCGGCUUUUGGGAGUCACAAUGCUUGAUGUUGUUAGAGCUAAUACUUUUGUGGCAGAAGUCUUGGGCCGUGAUCCUAGGGAAGUUGAUGUUCCAGUUGUCGGUGGUCAUGCAGGCGUUACCAUUUUACCUCUUCUGUCUCAGGUUAAACCAUCAUGCUCCUUCACCCCCAAAGAAAUUGACUACUUGACAGACCGUAUUCAAUAUGGUGGAAAAAAAGUUGUUGAGGCAAAGGCAGGAACUGGUUCUGCCACACUGUCAAUGGCGUAUGCUGCUGUCAAAUUUGCUAAUGCAUGUCUACGGGCCUUGAGAGGGGAUGCCAAUAUUGUUGAAUGUGCAUAUGUGGCUUCUCAGGUGACUGAACUGCCUUUCUUCGCAUCAAAAGUUCGGCUUGGCCGUAAUGGAGUUGAGGAAAUUUACCCACUUGGCCCCCUCAAUGAGUAUGAGAGAGCUGGCUUGGAAAAGGCGAAGAAAGAGUUGGCAGGAAGUAUUCAGAAAGGCAUUACCUUCAUCAGGAAAUGAGGUGCUAAUCACAGGCAGAAUGAUAUUCAAGCUCUUAAUGUUUGUUUCAUAUAUUUGAGGACUAGUUUCUCUGAAUAAGUGGUGAUGGAAGUGAUUUUUAAUGUGACCCUCACAUCUCAAAAUCACUUAUAUUAGGAUCUGUGUCUGGUGAUAUUCAUGGAAUGAAUCCAUAAAUUAAUGAAAUUAGGAGUUGCCUCUUGUUUCAUUGUUUUGAAAUGUUAAAGGUUUUAGCAAGAGGUGUGAGGGGAAUGCUGUAAAGCCAAUCGACACCAGUGUAUUUUGUAAUCAUAUUUUUAAUUAAUAAUACUUGAUAGUUCAUUAUCUUAA